AUGAACGAGUUCCCCUCAUCGUCACUCAGCGAUUCGCUGAACAGCUUUCUACAGACACAGGCGUCUAUAGGAAUGUACGACCCAUCGUUGUUAAGUGGCAAUUUGGCGAUUGGGUUGAGUGAAGAGACAUGCGCCGUGUGUGGCGAUCAAGCCGAUGGAUUUCACUACGGUGUUCGGUCGUGCAGAGGUUGUAACGCUUUUUUCCGCCGUGCCAUCACUCACAGCAUGAAUUUUGUUUGUCGACGAGGAGGGAAUUGCCCUGUAGACAAAGGUGCCCGAUGUGCUUGUCGAGCGUGUCGUCUACAAAAGUGUCGUCAAGUAGGAAUGGAUUCAAGAGAGAACGCUAAGAAAACUAAGAAAACUAAGAAUUCAGCCGUCCAACCAAAACGAGAAGGAAACGGGCUGAUGGCAGGGGUGAAAAACGAGAUUUCCGAACCGUCAUUUUCUGCUGCAACUAACGAGAUCAACUCAACAGUGGAUAUGAUCUUGCCUGAAGUUCCGCCAUCUCCACCGCCAAAUGCUUCUCGUCUGGUUCGAAGCGUUUUCGAUUUUGCCGAGCAAAGGAAAAGAAGACAAGCAAUUAUGUGCACAACACUUGAACAAGUUUUAUCGCCCGAACAAAACACAUUGCGCGGGAUUGCAAGCCCUGAUGAUUUGUCGUCGAUCUUCCGAGCACAAAUCGUUCUUUGUUUUGAAUGGGCGAACAAACAGACCGAAUUCAAGCUUUUGGAUAGAGCUGAUAAAUUACGUCUGCUACGAUCGCACAUCUUCGAAUAUAUUCUUUUGGAUGACGUCUUUCACACAGUUCAAUUGGGAGUCACCGAUCGACUUGUGCUUGUCAACAACACUUUUUUGGCACCUAGAUCUUUCUACAUGGGUUCUGAUGCACAAAAAUUUGGCGCCGAUGUGAUACAAAGUAUGGCCGGGGAAUGGGUGGGAAACAUCAUUCAACAUUGUGUCGUUCCGUGGUUUAAUAUGAAAGUCUCCGAGAUUGAAAUGCUCACUGUUAGACUUUAUGCUUUCUACAACCAGGCGGAACGUUUAAUGUUUCCUGAAUCACAGCAAAUCGCUCGAGAUGCUUUGAAUACAGCGAUCAAAGAAUACAUGUCGUAUUAUGUGGAUGAAUGUGGAGGAACACGGGAGGACUGUUCGACAAGGCUGCGAAUGCUAUUCGAAAUUUUACCAAGGAUUCGGGAAGGAGUUAACUAUCUCUAUCAAACCGUUCGCAACAUUCCUAAUUUUGGUCUACUCGAUCACUGGGAGCGGCAUUUAAACGAGAAAAUCUUCAAGAUG
Molecule: messenger RNA, 1293 nt
Organism: Mesorhabditis belari
Lineage: Eukaryota; Metazoa; Nematoda; Chromadorea; Rhabditida; Rhabditidae
Source: the annotation of a GenBank genome assembly